Molecule: messenger RNA, 417 nt
Organism: Dioszegia hungarica
Lineage: Eukaryota; Fungi; Basidiomycota; Tremellomycetes; Tremellales; Bulleribasidiaceae
Product: Endoribonuclease L-PSP/chorismate mutase-like protein
Exons: 3
Coding region: 1-417 (138 amino acids)
Source: RefSeq, a predicted model, not a curated record
AUGGCUCAUCUCCCCUUCUUCUCUUAUGAUGGGUACGGCAAAGAUGUCGAGCCCGUGUUUCACUACUCGCAGGCUGUCAAACGGGGCGACAUUAUCGAGAUAUCCGGGCAAGGCGGCUGGGACCCUAAAACCCACGCGGUCGAUCCGGACAUCAAUAAGCAGAUAGAUCAAGCGUUUGAGAAUGUCCAGCUGGCCCUUGUCACCGCCGGUGGACAAGGCUGGGUCGAGGUCUACAAGAUCCGAGCCUACUUUACAAACCUAGACGACCCGACCCACAUCGACGCGUUCGUGAGGAACAUGCGCAAGUGGCUGCCGGGUCACAAACCCUUAUUGACGGCGGUGGGUGUCAAGGUGCUCGCGUUCGAGAAUAUGAAGGUGGAGAUUGAGGUUGCGGCGGAGACCAAGUCUGCGGCGUAG